This is a messenger RNA of Cuculus canorus (common cuckoo), 2666 nucleotides long. It is a transcript of the gene VAMP7, whose product is annotated as vesicle associated membrane protein 7. Gene Ontology annotation, cellular component: SNARE complex; membrane. The transcript has 8 exons. The record is from RefSeq and is a predicted model, not a curated record. The coding region runs from base 41 to 802 and encodes 253 amino acids. Gene Ontology annotation, molecular function: SNARE binding; SNAP receptor activity. NCBI's taxonomy places the organism in Eukaryota, Metazoa, Chordata, Aves, Cuculiformes, Cuculidae. Gene Ontology annotation, biological process: exocytosis; vesicle fusion.
GCUUCCGGCGUCUCUGGCGGCAGAGACUACAACUCCCGGUAUGCCCCACAGGAUCUCGCCGGAAGCGCAUCACGGCGUCCCGGGCCGGGGUGGCCCUGCGACCGGUUGGUGCUGCCGCGGCGGGCGGUGGUGCGCAGUCAUGGCCAUCCUGUUUGCUGUUGUGGCAAGGGGCACCACCAUUCUUGCCAAACAUGCCUGGUGUGGAGGAAACUUCCUGGAGGUGACAGAACAGAUCCUGGCAAAAAUACCAUCUGAAAACAACAAACUGACCUAUUCUCAUGGAAAUUAUCUGUUCCAUUACAUCUGCCAAGACCGGAUUAUAUACCUCUGCAUUACAGAUGACGACUUUGAACGAUCCAGAGCCUUCACCUUCCUGAAUGAAAUCAAGAAGAGGUUCCAGACUACGUAUGGCUCAAGAGCACAGACAGCCCUUCCCUAUGCAAUGAACAGCGAGUUCUCCAGUGUUUUAGCCGCACAGCUGAAAUACCACUCGGAGAGCAAGGGCACUGACCAGGUGGCAGAGACGCAAGCUCAAAUUGAUGAACUUAAAGGAAUCAUGGUUCGAAACAUAGACCUUGUGGCACAAAGAGGAGAGAAGCUGGAGCUGCUGAUCGAUAAAACAGAGAACCUUGUGGAUUCGUCAGUCACUUUCAAAACCACCAGCAGGAACCUUGCUAGAGCCAUGUGUAUGAAGAACCUCAAGCUUACCAUUGUCAUCAUCAUCGCAUCAAUUGUUGUCCUCUACAUCAUUGUAUCGGUCACCUGUGGUGGGCUGGCCUGGCCAAGCUGUGUGCAGAAGUAACGGGAGGCAGCUGGUGCUAGUCACUUGGAGAUGAGAAUCACAGGAGUGUGAAGAAGCAACCUAUGGAAUAACUCUUAACCUUUCACUACUGACACUUUCUCAUCCUUCCAUCCCUCCAGGAUGUCAGACUUCUUUGCCUUAGCACCCAAACGGGCCCAGCUGGUCGCUGCUUCCAUGCAGCUGUGACCUCAAGAAUGGGCUGGUUUCAAUUACUUGAAGGGAUUUAUUUGUUUCUUUUCUUGUCCCAGCUCUGACCUCCUCAGCCGGGUGGGGGGCGCGCCCCGCACCGCAGGGCUCUGGGCGUGCUCGCCCGUGUGGCUUUGCACUCCCCUAUGAAUGUACACAUGGAGAACGGUGGAGCAAGUGUCCUACACAAGCGGGUGCGGACGGGAGGUUGGGGGGGGCUGAGCUGAGCGUGUGGGAACAGACAAGGCAGAGGGGGUGCAUUCCUACAAGCCCUGGAGCUCCAGGUGCUUCUCCCUGCACAUCUGGCCUCAUGUGGUUCCGUAGCGUUUCAACCCAGAGAGAUUGCAAUUGUAAUAUUAGUAGGCGUAAAAGAAAACAGCUUUUGGGCUGGGCUCUGGGCGCUGACAGCUGGAGGUGCUGCUCCUGUACGGAAGCUCCCUCUUCCUGGUGGCUGUUCUGCAGGUGUUGGGUCACCUCAGCAUUUUGACACUGCUGCCUCUUCAUCCUCGCUUCUUCCUCAUCUCCCCCAUUGCUGUGUGGCUGACUCAAUCCAUAAAGGAGAUGGUUGCAUAGAGUUCAGGUUGCAGUCCUGUAUCUGCUUUCUCACACAUUCUUUUUCCUGCUCUUUUGAGGGUGGACUCAAAUCAAUCCUAACAUUAUCACUCGCAGAGGUGAAAUAGGGGGGCAGUGCUUUGAUCGGGCGUGAUAAGGGGGCAGGGGCUGCUGCUUGGGCUCCUACUUGGAAGGCUGAGGAGAGAAGGGGCAGAAGGCUGGAGGGGGUGGAAGCAGAAAGGCAUUUGCAGAGGAUGCAGGAACCUGUGCUCCUUUGGAAGUGGAAAAUAGAAAACCAAAGCCAAGCCCAAGGCUGCUGACCAAAUGUAGGAGCAGGUGCCAGAGCACAGGGCCUGCUCUCCCUGCCGCUGCACGCAGGCAACGCUGCUGUUCUGCCCCAGCCAGACAUCGGACUCCUCAGGCCUGACCUGGCCAACCAGAGCCAAAGCCGCUGUUGCCUGGGGUGAUGCUGUAGGGCCUCGGCCUUGCGUCCUGCAGGCUCACUGCCCAGAGAAAAGAGAGAAACAACAGCCACCUCACGCGGUUUCAGCUGCUCUGCAGAGGAAGAUGCACCUUUUUGACCCAGGGAGGUGGCUCUGAUGGGUGGAAGCUGUCGAGGUGUGGGGAGGGUUCAUUUGGCUGAACUGGAGCACAAGGAUGGUGCCAGGGGUUCCCUGCACCACGGGGAACUGCGCUCCAUCCCUGUGUUCGUGGGUUAUGUUACCGUGCCCUUGGAGCAGCCUGCAGGUUCUGCUCUGACCUUGUCUGCUUCUUCAGAUUUGUCUUCUACAAGGCUGAAACAGAACUAAGGGUCAUCAGCCCACGAGAGCCAGACAGUGGUGGUGGCUCAGGGCAGGGCCGUGCCCACCAACAUCUCUUUCUACUUGUGUUAAUCGAAUGUAAAGCUUAAAGAGAGAUUUCUUUCCUCUCCCCUCCUCCUUGUGCAGCCACCCCAGCUCAGCGUAUGCCUGUGCAUGUGUAGGGAUCGUUGAUGUUACCGUGUGCAUUUCUAUGAUUUCUUGUCUUAUGUACAAAUACUUUUUAAAGAAAAUCCUUUCUUCCCUUUUACAGGAUGCACUGAGGCAUUAGCGUAAAAUCAGUUAACGUGAUUCAAAUAAAUUCCUGU